GAAGGGUGAUGUGGCUGGGGCUUCGCCGGCCUCACUAUGUCUGCCAUUUUCAAUUUUCAGAGUCUUCUGACUGUAAUCUUGCUGCUUAUUUGUACCUGUGCUUACAUCCGAUCUUUGGCACCCAGGCUCCUGGACAGAAAUAAAACUGGAUUGUUGGGUAUAUUUUGGAAGUGUGCCAGAAUUGGUGAGCGCAAGAGUCCUUAUGUGGCGGUGUGCUGUAUAGUGAUGGCCUUCAGCAUCCUUUUCAUACAGUAGCUUGGCGAAAUGCCAGAAUUUAAUAAUCAUCAGAUUUCAACAUAAGAAAAGGACUUAUCAACAGCAAAUAAUGGAAAGAAUGGUUUACUCUUUUAUCUCAGAACACUGAAUGAGAUAAAUUUCUAGCUGCUGUUCUCUAUUUUUGUUAUUGGACCAAUAUUAUAAUUAGGAUGUAAUCAUUUAAUAUUCAAGAGUUUAAUAUGUCUGUAACAGCCUCAGUACUGUCACUAUAAUAUUGCAUUCUGCAUAUGUCAUUCUGUUGUGUCAGAUACCAUCUUUUGGUAAGGUAUCUCAGAGUGCACAGUAGAAAACAAAAUUGGUAAAUAGCUCAAGUUCCUUUCACUGUGAUUUGGAAAUGAUAAAUCUUUAUAAAAUGAGACUUUUUGAACAAGGU
Messenger RNA from Condylura cristata (star-nosed mole), 649 nucleotides. It is a transcript of the gene TMEM167A, whose product is annotated as transmembrane protein 167A. The transcript is spliced from 4 exons. Lineage: Eukaryota; Metazoa; Chordata; Mammalia; Eulipotyphla; Talpidae. The record is from RefSeq and is a predicted model, not a curated record. Bases 37 to 255 code for a protein of 72 amino acids. Gene Ontology annotation, biological process: intracellular transport; protein secretion.